Molecule: messenger RNA, 2964 nt
Organism: Coregonus sp. 'balchen'
Lineage: Eukaryota; Metazoa; Chordata; Actinopteri; Salmoniformes; Salmonidae
Source: the annotation of a GenBank genome assembly
AAAAACCCUUGAGCUAUCAAUGCACCAGCUCCGCACGGGGUCUGUAUGAUUAAAACUUAUUGUCGCUUUCAACCGGCCUCUUGAUGUCUCUUGGAAGGCAGCGGGCCAAUGGGGAAGGAGGAAAGGAGAGCUGGGAACGUCACGAGGCCAAGUUGAGACGAUGAUUGGACGGCGCGGAGAGGUGAACACUUACUGCGCUUUUAUAGACGACCCCAUCUAGUGAGUUUAGCUACUGGGCAAUAUUCUGACAGCGCGAGGACAGCACCGGACACCAUACUCUCGCACGCGAUCCGAUUCCCCUGAGCUGGCCAGGCGGAGGUGUAUGGCCCCGUAUCCCUUUGAGAUGAAUCCCGUUGGCCUACCGGGGUCUCCGUCCCACGAGAUUAAACUCCACCAGAAAGAAGAGUCGGAUAUGGAGGGUGAGGAGCUUCAACCCAAAGACAUGACAACCGACAAAGGAUACAAAAUGAAGACGAGCAGUCUUCCAUUCAGCGUCGAAUCAUUGAUUUCCAAGAACACAACCUGCAGGAAUUACUAUUCUUCUCCCUCCUCGGAAUCGGGUCUACUUCAACCGAAGCCUGUGACGGCGGCGGUGCAGAGCACCGAACAGUUUUCUCCAAGGACUUUUUACGCAGAGAGGAAAGUUUCCCCGGAAAGUUCGCAGAGCGUGUCGGACUGUCAGAAUGAGGACAAUCCAGAUUUUUGUGAGAAAGACCAGAGCACUUGGUUCCAGACUUCAUCUUUCUCGACUCCCCCUCGUAAGUCCCUCCUUCCAGAGUUCUUGGCUGUCAAUGCUUUGGUCAACUAAUUAGGCCAACUAUUCCCUAUUGUUUGUCUAUAAUAAUAAUAAUAAUAAUAAUAAUAUAGUAGUAGUAGUAGUAGUAGUCAUAUUAUUAGCAGUAGUAUUAUUCAUAGUUUUUCUAUUAUUAGUCUAUUAUUGAUGUUGUCCUAUUUAUUAGAUCUUUAUUACCUCACAUAUUAGAUCGUUAUAAGCCUACUUCACAUCUGUUGUCAUCACUGUGGUCGUGCCUGUCUAUCCAAAAAUCAAUAGAAUUUGCCUCGAAAUGUCCCUAUAACAGUCUACAUAUUACAAUGUUAUUUCAGAGUAGCCUGAUAGGUCUAAACUGGUGCACCAUUAGACAAAGUUCCUGUCUAUUCCGAAGUUUGUCAUAGGCCUAUUUUGGAAUUGGGAAAUUGGUAGGCCUACCCAUUAAAAUCCAUGGUGCAGGUAUAAACCUUAUGUCAAAGUCCUUAAAUGCGUACGUUGUUUGGUGAGACUAAUUAUGAUGAAAAAAAUCAUGUUUUAUUGUCACAAGGUGCAGUGAAAUGUGUUGUAUUAAAGGGUCAGCUGUUCCUUCCGAGUUUUCCAUUUAAUAACAAUACCUUUUCAUGUAUUUGUCCCUCCAGGAAGCUUAAGUCCACCUCCAUGUCCUUUAAGGAAACAUAAAAACAACCGAAAACCUCGAACGCCCUUCACUACCUCCCAGCUGCUCGCUCUGGAAAGGAAGUUCCGACAAAAGCAGUACCUCUCCAUUGCGGAGCGAGCCGAAUUCUCCAACUCCCUCAAUUUGACCGAGACCCAGGUCAAAAUCUGGUUCCAAAACAGGAGGGCUAAAGCCAAGAGACUUCAGGAGGCCGAGUUGGAAAAGUACAAACUGGCGUCGAAACCCAUGCUACCUGCCUUUGCUCUGCCAUUCCCCCUGGGAGCGCACAUGGGCUCUCCAUCUCUCUACGGACAUUCUAACGCCUACCCCAGGCACACUUUACCUGUUCCGGGACUCUUCGGUGGACCUGUCACCUAUGGAAUGUAUUAUUUGUCUUGACUUAGAUUGUGUAUUUACAUUUGAGAGAAAAUUAUAUGUCAUUUAUGUCUUCAAAUAUGGUUGCAACACUUAACUUUACCCCCUGUCUGAAACAUGGAUAUAUUUUUCCAGAAAGCCAUCAUUUCCCAGAAAGCCCAUAGGCCUAUAUUUGUCUAAGCGACAGAGAUCAUUUUAAGAUAUAUGUUGUAUACGCUCAUUAAAGUCAAAUAGGUCCAAUACUUGUGGGACAUGUUCUCACGCCUAGAUAUUCUUAGCCUAAUGUUGGCCACAUUCGUUUUGGAAAAGGUGAUUGCAAGAUCAUUUUAUAACAAAGGCCUAUAGGCCUUAUUUUGUAUAUUUCUGAUAGCGAUUUCUGAUAGUUGAGCAAUUAUCAAUGGCCAAGUUGGUAAUGCUCGUGAGGCCUUAAAACACAACCCGUUUGCCACUUGCAACUAACAGCAUGUGUGUAAUUGAUCACUAGACCUAUAUAUUUUUGUAUCCAUUUCGAUUAUACACAAAGGGGGGCAUUAACAUUACAUUUAUGUAAUUUUAACAGGCCUAGACAACGUCAAUAUCAUGGUGCGUAAAAUAUAGCCCUGUGCGCCAUGCAACGAAAAAGUACUUAAAACAGCCUUAUUGAAAGUGCCUUAAAAUACCAACUAGGCCUAUCUUGAGCUCUCGGAAAGCUGACUUGAACUGUAAAAUGUCUGUCAUUUGUUUAAUUUGUUCAAUAUUGACGAUUUUUCAUAUUCAAUUGUCCGUGCAUACAAUUAUGGAACAUUAUGAAUGUGUACAUUUGCCGCAUUUAUUUCCAGUUGCAAGCUCUGUAAAUCCGGUGUUCUUUUCAUGGAGUGAAAUAUUACUGUAGAAAACAAAUGUGCAUAAACAAUUUGUACUUUUUUACUAUUAGAGACCUUAAGACCAAUUACAAAUGGGAUAUUUGUAUGAUAUAAAAUUGAUUUUAUUUUCAAGAAAUAUAAAUAAAUCAUUGUAAAUUAUAGUGUUCACGUGUCCUGCAACUCUGAUGGAAGAACACGCAGGAAUAUUGGUAUUUAUAAAAUAUCUCUGUAUCUGUACUGUGUACAUACAUGGUCUUAUUUUAAUUAUUCAGUUAUAUCUGUAAAAACUGAGCUCAGUAAAUAAACAUUAUAAUUUAAACUUC